UCCAUACCCGUGCGCAUGCUGGCAGCCCCUCUCAUGUGUGUGAGGUCAGCUCCGCACCCGCGCAGCACACGGUGCAGGUGGCGUUCCUGCACAGCUCUGGGCGCGAUGACGGGCACGACGGCAUCGUCUCUGACUGCCUGCGCCUGCUGCUGCCCUGCCCUCCGCCACGCACUCGGCUGACUUGUGGUGAGGCACGUGUGUUGAGGGAGCAUGGUGAUGGGUCGGGUGACGUGCCCGUGUGCUGCCGUGGUGUGAAUGAUCCGGGCGAGGGGUUAUUGGGGGAGGAGAGGCGUGUUGAAGAGGACCAAGAGCGGGUGAGAGCACAGGGAGGCAGCAGUGCGUGUGGGGCAGGGGAGGCAGGGGAGUGGAAGGUGGUGAAGCGGUGGCACGUGGGCAGCGAGGAGGUGGGGGAGCAGGGGCACGGAGAAGAGGGAGGAAUGUUGAUGGUGGCAGGGCACACAGCAGGCAGUGAAGGGGCGGUGGAGGCAGAGGGAGGGGUGGGGGCAGCAGAGGUGGGGGAGACGGUAGAGGUGCAUGCGCGGGGCAGGGUGGCGGUGCACUAUGGCGCACAGCUCAGAGGCUUUGGACGCGUGCUGCACGCCCUACCACCAUCGCUUGCCCACAUCCCCCCACACCUCGUGCUGCCCCUUCAGCUGUAG
This is a messenger RNA of Closterium sp. Yama58-4, 659 nucleotides long. The record is from the annotation of a GenBank genome assembly. NCBI's taxonomy places the organism in Eukaryota, Viridiplantae, Streptophyta, Zygnematophyceae, Desmidiales, Closteriaceae.